AUGGUAAAAGAAAACAUUAUAAUUCCCAAAGAAAAUAAAGCGCAAGUAGAAGAAGUUAGAUAUUUAGAUAAUCAGGUGGAGGAGCAAAGCAAAAUAACUAAAUUGGCUACUUUUUUAGGAGUGUCAAGAGUUUAUUGUGUCAAGGAAAAAGAUGCUGGUGGCAACGGCGGUGCCGGUGCUGGUGGCGGAAGCAGUUCGGGUAGUUCAGGAGGAAACAGUGGUGCCCAGCAAAAGUAUUUAAUGGUUGAUGAGGAGGCAAGAACGCAAGAAAUGAGUAGGUUGACUUUGAAAAUAUUUUUCCAAGCAGGAAAAAUAAGCGAAGAAUUUAUUAAAAAGUGGCAGAACGGCAAAAUUUCUCCUACUGAUAAGGAAUUAGAAUUAUUGAAAAAAGGUUGUAGGGAAGUUUUAGCAGCCUUUGACAAUCAUUUUAAGAAAGAAUUGCUUUCCUAUCAAAAAAAGCCAUACGACGCUCACUAUGCUGAAGUAAAAGAAAAAAUUAGGAAAAUUAGAGGUUUGAUUUAUAAGUAA
This is a messenger RNA of Paraglomus occultum, 528 nucleotides long. Lineage: Eukaryota; Fungi; Glomeromycota; Glomeromycetes; Paraglomerales; Paraglomeraceae. The record is from the annotation of a GenBank genome assembly.